AUGGCAGCCACCCUGCUCAUGGCUGGGUCCCAGGCACCUGUGACAUUUGAAGAUAUGGCCAUGUACCUCACUCGGGAAGAAUGGAGACCUCUGGAUCCUACACAGAGGGACCUUUACAGGGAUGUCAUGCAGGAGAAUUACGGAAACGUUGUCUCACUAGAUUUUGAGAUCAGGAGUGAGAAUGAAGUGAAUCCAAAGCAAGAGAUUAGUGAAGAUGUGGAAUUUGGCACUGCAUCUGAAAGACCUGUGGGGAACACUGAGGAAAAUCCUGAAAAUGAAGAAGCCUUUGAAAGCAGGGAGAGACCCGAAAGACAGUGGGGAGAUUUAACAGCAGAAGAGUGGGUAAGCUAUCCUCUUCAACAAGUCACUGACCUGCUCGUUCACAAAGAAGUCCACACGGGCAUCCGGUAUCAUAUAUGUUCUCAUUGUGGAAAGGCCUUCAGUCAGAUCUCAGACCUUAAUCGACAUCAGAAAACCCACACUGGAGACAGACCCUAUAAGUGCUACGAAUGUGGAAAGGGCUUCAGUCGGAGCUCACACCUUAUUCAGCAUCAAAGAACACACACCGGGGAAAGGCCUUAUGACUGUAAUGAGUGUGGGAAAAGUUUUGGAAGAAGCUCUCACCUCAUUCAGCACCAGACAAUCCACACUGGAGAAAAACCCCACAAAUGUAACGAGUGUGGGAAAAGUUUCUGCCGGCUGUCUCACCUCAUCCAGCACCAAAGGACCCAUAGUGGGGAAAAGCCCUAUGAGUGUGAGGAGUGUGGGAAAAGCUUCAGCCGGAGCUCUCACCUAGCUCAGCACCAGAGGACCCACACAGGUGAGAAGCCUUACGAGUGUAAUGAAUGUGGGCGAGGCUUCAGUGAGAGAUCUGAUCUCAUCAAACACUAUCGGGUGCACACGGGGGAGAGGCCCUACAAGUGUGAUGAGUGUGGGAAGAAUUUCAGUCAGAACUCCGACCUGGUGCGCCAUCGCAGAGCCCACACGGGAGAAAAGCCGUACCACUGUAACGAAUGUGGGGAGAAUUUCAGCCGCAUCUCGCACUUGGUUCAGCACCAGAGAACGCACACAGGGGAAAAGCCGUACGAAUGUAACGCUUGUGGGAAAAGCUUCAGCCGGAGCUCUCAUCUCAUCACACACCAGAAAAUUCACACCGGAGAGAAGCCCUACGAGUGCAAUGAGUGUUGGCGAAGCUUCGGAGAAAGGUCAGAUCUCAUUAAACACCAGAGAACCCACACCGGAGAGAAGCCCUAUGAGUGUGUACAGUGUGGAAAAGGUUUCACUCAGAGCUCCAACCUCAUCACCCAUCAAAGAGUUCAUACGGGAGAGAAGCCUUACGAAUGUACUGAGUGCGAGAAGAGUUUCAGCCGGAGCUCGGCACUUAUUAAACAUAAGAGGGUACAUACUGACUAA
Molecule: messenger RNA, 1413 nt
Organism: Puma concolor (puma)
Lineage: Eukaryota; Metazoa; Chordata; Mammalia; Carnivora; Felidae
Gene: ZNF436
Product: zinc finger protein 436
Biological process (GO): regulation of transcription by RNA polymerase II
Molecular function (GO): RNA polymerase II cis-regulatory region sequence-specific DNA binding; DNA-binding transcription factor activity, RNA polymerase II-specific
Source: RefSeq, a predicted model, not a curated record